Molecule: messenger RNA, 998 nt
Organism: Daphnia magna
Lineage: Eukaryota; Metazoa; Arthropoda; Branchiopoda; Diplostraca; Daphniidae
Product: hornerin
Source: RefSeq, a predicted model, not a curated record
AUUCCUAUUUUGUCAUUGGGUGUGCACAAGUCAGCCAACACAACACGUUAUUGAUGUUGGCGUUGGCUGUUGCCAUGCCGUACCCUGAAGAAGAGGCUCCCAUUGUUGUCUCACCGGAGGUAUUGGAUGCUGUGGCACCUGUGGACGAGCUGGCCAAUCCAGCAGCCGCCCCAUCCGAAUUGGCUGAAGGUGAAAAGGUUGACGAGCGAUUCCGUCCCAAUUAUGGCCACCAAGCAGGUCAAUUACAGAGCAGUACAGUUUAUCAACAACAGAGCAGCAGUCAUCAGCAGCAAAGUAGCAGUCUGACCAUGCAGCAACAGCUUGGCCACCAAAACGCUGGCUACCACGCCAACAACGCUGCCGGUGGAUUUGGCGGAAGUGGUUACCACACUCCGGGAGCCAGUGCCGGAUGCGGGCAAAACAUCAACCACGGCGGAACUUUCGGUGGUAACGCUGGAUACGGUCAGAGCGAUUACGGCAACACCGGCUACGAUACGGGAUCCGGAAUAAACACGGGUUACGUAUCGAACGCAGCUUAUGGUACCAAAACCGAUUAUGGAACGAACGUUGGGUACGGAACGAACGCUGGAUACGGAACUAACGCUGGAUACGGAACGCACGCUGGUUACGGCACAAAUGCUGGUUAUGGAACCAAUACUGGGUACGCAACAAAUACUGGGUACGGAACCAAUAGUGGAAUCAAUACUGGAUACGGAGGCAAUAGCGGCUAUGGCACCAACGCUGGCUACGGAAAUACCGGAUACGAUACGGGACUAUACGGCAAAAACGCUGGUGGUGGCGGACAUGUCGCGUAUGGAAACUCAGGAUACAACAGCCUUAGCAUGGUGUAAAAGGGCUGCUUUUGGUUGUACAAUUAUCGGCCAGCCUAAGUGUUAAAGGACGUCCGGUCGCUUCGCCUGUCGCUUCGCCUGUCGCAAAGGCUGACCUGCAAGUCAAGGCUGUCAAGGCUCCACAGGUUGUUGCAUCCGAUCCUUUGC